Acanthopagrus latus (yellowfin seabream) is the source of this 1874-nucleotide messenger RNA. It is a transcript of the gene nphs2, whose product is annotated as NPHS2 stomatin family member, podocin. The record is from RefSeq and is a predicted model, not a curated record. The transcript is spliced from 8 exons. Lineage: Eukaryota; Metazoa; Chordata; Actinopteri; Spariformes; Sparidae. Gene Ontology annotation, cellular component: plasma membrane. Bases 137 to 1258 code for a protein of 373 amino acids.
GUGACGUUACCGUGGCAGCAACGCCAACAAAGAUCGUUUAUUACAAGCAGAUCGACAAGACGAUCUCUGCCAGGUGGAGAGGAACAGAGAGGAAGACCUGUGAAGCCUAUAUUAAAAAAAUAAACGGAUAUAUGAGAUGGAGAAGUCUUCCAGUGUCCAGCACAGUCAUCCUCCAAAAUCCAGAGUGACACCCAGGAAGGAGAGGGAGAAGGGAGCCGUGUUGCCUCCCAAAAGUCACCGACAGAGGCCAUCGAAGACGGGACGUGUCCCCCAGGCAUCGUCUGUGAGGCUGCAGAGGGAGAAGCCAGAGACAAGCGAGGCAACGAUGGAGCAGGAGACAGAGGUGAAGGUGAAAUCCUCCACUGUGGUGGACAUAGACAGCGUGAGGGAAGAUGAGGUCAAGGAGGAGAACCUGGGUCUCCUGGAGGCAGCAGAGCAGGAUGACGGUCUGAAGCGCAAGAACCUGGGGGUGUGUGAGUGGCUGCUGAUGGUCUUCGUCUUGGCUCUGGUUCUUCUCUUCCUCCCUCUUUCCAUCUGGUUCUGUGUCAAAGUGGUGAGGGAGCAUGAGAGAGCUGUGAUCUUCAGACUGGGUCACCUACUGCGUGGAAGACCCAGAGGACCAGGCCUUCUUUUCUACCUCCCGGUCCUUGAUGUGUGUCACAAGGUCGACAUCCGACUGCAAAUGCUGAAAGUUCCUCUUCACACGGUGGUUACAAAGGACUUGGUGAGGCCGGAGCUGAGUGCAGUGUGCUAUUACCAGAUAGAGAACGUGGCUUUGUGCAGCGCAGCUCUAUCCAGUGUGACCACGGUGCUGCAGGCUCUGGUCCAGGCAGUCGUCCGAGACAUUCUCGCCCAGCACACAUUCAGCCACAUCCUGCUGCACAGGAGCAAGAUCGGACAGAAAAUACAAGCAGCUGUUGACUCUGUCGCUUGCCGCUGGGGCAUCAGGGUGGAGAGAGCAGACAUAGACGAGCUCAGUUUUCCUCUGGAGUUACGGCAGAGUCUGGCUGCAGAGGCCCAGGCCCAGAGACAGCAGCAGGUCAGCAGAGCAAAAGCAGCAGAAGAGGAGAGAGAUGCCUGGGAGGGGUUCAGGGCUUCCCUACGUCUCCUCCACCCUGCCCUGGUCCUUCCGCUGCCCCCAGAUCUCCUCAACGUGACCUCUAACCUCUCAUCCUUACCACCCCCUCCUCCCCCAGCUGUGGAGGGAGACGGAGGCAUGACUGAAGAAGAUCCAGAGACAGACUCGCCGAUGAUGUGACAGACUGUUUUGAAAUGACAUGUAGUUGUUGUUGAAAGUAAACUGUCAUAGUUAAUUAUUAUUGAACACACAAUGAGAGGGUAAGUCCACAAUUAUCAGGUUCAUGUGAUUCAGAUUAUGUUAAAGAAAAUGAACUUGAGGCCAAUUUGUUUUGUUUAUUUAAGAAAGGUGAAGGAUAAAAGUAACUUGUUUCCUUACAAACAUUAUUACGAUUGUGAAUUAAUUAUUUCACUAAUUUUGUUGGGUCCAAAAUGAUUGUUUUGUUCAGUCUGUGUCAGAAUACGGACAGUUGGCUUCAGCUUAACAAGGUUUGUCUGUCACUCUUGCGAUCAAGAGUAUUCGUAGUUGCCAGUUGGGAAAAAAUGGUUGAGUUCUACAAUCUGUUCCCAGCAUACUGUAGUGCCCUCACGUUAGCACAAGGAACUUUAACAUUAGCUAAUGUUUGCAACAUUAACAUUUGCAACAAACAGAUGAUUUGAACAACAGACUUGAAUAAAGGGGGGGGGCUUGCUUUGGAAUCACACUGGUGUAAAUUGUACUGGAGGGUCUAUACGUAAACUAGGUUUGUGUAAUUUUUGUUGAAUAUAAAUGUCAAUAAAAGCCUGACUUUUUUAAA